AUAUUUCCAAAAUGCUCGACAGAUAAAUGCGCAGCUGUCAAUUUUAAGAAUGCUGACCACACUUAUAACGAAACAUUUUACUCUAGCUCGUAUUAUUAGUCAGUGAAACUUGUCAACAAACGGGAGCCGAGAACGAACGUUUUUAGACUAGCUGACGCUGCGUUAAUUACUUCUACGUUGCUGUGGACACCACUAAUCAAGGACCAUGAGUCUUGGAUCCAGCUCCAGGACAUCAAGGAGCCGCUCUCAUUCCCACCGGUACCGCAAACGGGCCCCCAUCUCUGAGGUGGACGAAAGCCUGUUUGGGAGCCCAAAGUCUGUGUCAGCACUGUUGGAUAAACGUGGAAACUCAGCUUCCAAAGCCAAGAAUGAGUCCCAGAAGAAACAAGACACUAUUCAAAUUAUUACAAAGGACCUCAUUCGCAAUCUCAGGAUCCCAUGCAGGGAUCCCUCAAAAGAGUCCCUCAUUCUACCUCCAGCUGAGUUUGAGCGGAUCACUGCUCUGUCCAGAGUUCCCACCAAGGAGGAGAAGGAGGCCAGGGCUCAUCAGAGGAGGAAAGAGGAGGAAAUGAGAGCUGUAGAGGAAGCGAAGCGUCGAAUCUUUAAUGCAGACUUGUCGCGUAAAGAGAACAAGGUUCUAACUCAGCUGGAGAUAGAGGCCCGGGACCGUGACCAGCGCUUGCUGGAGCAGGCCAGCGCGUUAAGGAUGGAGCAAGAAGAGGAGAUCAAACUGCUCAACAGUAUGAUUAUGGGUGCUCAGUGUCAAGCCACACGUGAUGUUCAGAUCCAGGAGAAGAAACAGAUCCAGGCGGAGUUGUUAGAGGAGGAGAAGCGCCUGGACGUCAUGAUGGAGGUGGAACGCCGCAAGGCCUUGGAGACUGAGGAGGAGAUUGAAGAGCUGCGCAAAAACCAGAUGAUACGAGGAAAGCAGCAAAUUUUCGACCAGAUCCAGAAUAGACGGGAGGCAAAAAUAUUGGACGAUGAACUAAAAGAGUGCGAGAGGAAGCAGACACGAGAGAAUCAGGAGAGAAUGAACCAGGAGGACCUAAAGGUGCAGAGACAACAUGCAAAAGCACUAAAAACAGCACUGACAGAGACACACAUACUCAGGGCCCUGGAGAAGAAAAGGGAGGAGCAGCAGAAACUGCAGGAGGAGGUCAUGCAUAUUAAUGCUGAGACCAUGCGGGCCAAGGAGCAGAGGAAGGAGGAGGAAAAGCUGGCUGACAUGAGAGAUAUGGAAUACAUCAAAAGCAAACUGGAGAGGGAAGCAGAGUAUGAAGCAGAGCAGAGACGAAUCAAGAAGGAGAAGGAGCUUGAGAUUGCCAGGCUGAGGGCUCAGCAGGAAAAAGCAAGAGACUACAAGGCAGAGCAGGAUGAGCUCCGUGCUCGCAGGGACCAGGAUAGGCUGCACAGAGAAUGGAGGAGAAAAGAGAAAGAGCUGGCUGAGAAGAAAGCACAGGAGGAAGCGAUGCUGCGGGAGGCUCGCUUGGAGCAGGUUCACUGCAAAGAGCACUUCCUGUCGAUUGAGGCUGGCCGGGAGAAGGCAGAGUUUGAGAGGGUGCUCAAGGUGCAACAGGAAGCGAUCAUCAAGCAGAAGGAGGAGGAGGAGAAGCAGCGUCAGAAAGCACACCGUCGCGCAGAGGCCAUCCGACAGCAGGUGAAGGAACGAGAGCUCUCGGCCAUAGCAAAGCGCAGGCAGAUCUUCCAGGAGGCUGAUCGGCUGAUCGAGGAAGCCCAGCAGAGACGUGCGCGCCUCAAUGAGAUCAAAGAGAAGAAGCUGAGAGAGCUCAAGGCUACAGGGCUCUCUGAAAAAUACUGCAGUGAAGUGGAAAAGAAGUCCCGGGCCUACGUACUCUGAUUCACAACUGGAUCUAAAAUGGUGUGAAGCCACCCCAUUUUACAGAACCUAAUUUUACGAGGAGAAACACAUUUCAAGUAUUAAUGUAAUAUUAUAUAUGAUUCUACAGCACACUCAAUUGUUUUAUGAGCAUUUGAUCACUCAUAUGUAUGUGUUUUGGUAGCUUAUGGUAUUUCAGAAUGGCUCUUUGAGUGAAAGCAUGUUGCAAACACAAAACAACAAAAUAAAGCGACUUUUUGAGACAUGA
Messenger RNA from Acanthopagrus latus (yellowfin seabream), 2105 nucleotides. RefSeq names its product cilia and flagella associated protein 45 (gene cfap45). The record is from RefSeq and is a predicted model, not a curated record. NCBI's taxonomy places the organism in Eukaryota, Metazoa, Chordata, Actinopteri, Spariformes, Sparidae. The transcript is spliced from 12 exons. The coding region runs from base 206 to 1858 and encodes 550 amino acids.